UGGCCCACAGUGGCUCCACUUUCCUCCAGCAGGGGGCAACCCCUCGUUCCCAGGCCUGCUGGGGUGGGCAGAGACGGGGAGGGGUCGGUGCCUAACGUUCAUCCUGGCAGCUGCUUCAAUGCGGCCGUGCAGGGGCUGGGGAACUCCCAGCUACUGGAUGUGGGGCCAGAUGAUCUCCCAGGGCGGCUGGGCCUGUCCCAUGGGGCCUCUUCUCCGCUAUGGGUGCUGAGCCCCCUUCACCGGGGGUCGCCCACUUACGCCCCUCGUUAGCUGGCGGAGCUCUCUCCCGCACGCCAAGGCCUUAAUUAACCUGUGGGCCCCUGAGCACCAGGCUCUGAUCAAACCAGGCUGGGGAGGCUCCCCUGUGACCAGUCGUUAACCUGGGGAACUCACUGCCACUAGCUGCAGCCUGGAAUUAGAAACCCGCCACCGUUUCCUUUCCAGUUAAAAUGACCAGAGCGCUGGUCUCCGGAGACGGGCAGGCGCCUCAUUCGCCUGCCCCACAAUGAAAGGAUGGGCUCCCAGGGGCAGUUGUCAGAACUCACUGCCCUCUGUCAACAAGCAGGAGCAGCUGGGGCAGUAGGGGGCAUUUCAGCCCUGGGGGGCAGCUUGGUAGGGGGGGCAUCUGCAGGCACGAACAGCAGGGGAGUGACCAUCAGUAGGUUUCAGAGUUAACGCUGUAGGGACCGGCUGGCUCAGGCUCCCGGCAGACCUGGGUGCGGCUGGGCUGGGGGAAGUCUGGGCUGCCGUGAUAAGGGCUCCGGCCCCUGACUCAGCCCUGGAGGUGCCAACCAUGACGGCUCCCCCCAUUUCCCCCCGCCCCUGUCAGUUCCUGCCCUGGAGCGAGAUGCGGACCCUGGCGGGGAGAUGCCCUGAACCGAUGGGCUCGGCCGUCUGGGUCCUGCUGGCCCUGCUGGUGCCCGGCCUGCUGUGGGGCUUCCCCCCACGGCUGGAGGUACGGGGGGCCGGGGAUCAGAUUCUGCUCCCUUGUGGGGCUCCGGGCCCCCAGGUGCGCUGGGUCUGGGCCCCCCAAUACCCCAAAUGUGCUGGUGACCCCGGAAACCUCGAAAUCGCCCGGCUGCCCCCCAGGCUGGAGCUCCCCCCAGCCCAGUUCAGGGGGCGCCUGGACCCCCACCCCUCAGCCCCGGGGGCCCUGCUGCUCCGGGACCUGGUCAUGAGCGACUCGGGGACCUUCACCUGCCUCAGGGAGUCUGAGCCCGAGCCCCCCAUCCAACUGGAGGUGACAGGAGGCUGUCGGAACAACCUCACCGUCUCCUCCAACUGGACCUCCCCCUUGGCCCUGACCCUCCGCUGCCACCGCUGCCCCCUGCUGGCCGGCCCAGCCUCCUUCCGCUGGUUCCUCAAAUCCCGGCCCCUGGGCAACCAGCGCUGGGCUACCAAGAGGGAGCGGGGGGCUACCGUGCAGCUGGACCCGUCCCGGCGGGCGGCCUGGGGGCGCUGGGAAUGUCGCCUCCUCGGCGCCGCCUCUGGCGGCUUUGAGUUCUGCGUGGAGCCUCCCCUCAGGGCAGGGGGCCCAGGCCCCGGCUCUCAGUGGGGGAUCUGGGUCGCGGCGGCGGCUCUGGGUCUGAUCGGGGCAGGGCUGGGCGCUUGGUGCCUGUGGAGAUGGAGGCGGGGCAGGAACCAACAGAAUCAAAACAAACGAGAGAAAGAAACGGGAGCCCCCAGGCUCCAUUUAUCCCCCCCGGAAGAGCCGCGGCUCGGAGCCAAAUCGACUGAAAGACGCCUCACGCCCCAGAGUCGGGAAAGAGAAGUGAGAGUGCCCCAGACCCCCUGCUUUAUGCUGAAGUUCAGCACCCCCUGAUGGCUCGAGCCCCACUUCCUCCCCCACAUGGCACCACAGUCUAUGCCACUAUUGUGUGACACCCCCCUCCUGUGUUGUGUUCACAGCCCGACUCCUGUCCCAGGUGAUGGGAAAUUCAGCUGGAAGGUGCUAGAAAUCCCUGUUAAAAUCCUGUAGUGGGGAGUUCCCCAGGUUAACGGCUUGUGGCAUUAAAAUCUGCCUUUGAAACCUC
Molecule: messenger RNA, 2033 nt
Organism: Gopherus evgoodei (Goodes thornscrub tortoise)
Lineage: Eukaryota; Metazoa; Chordata; Testudines; Testudinidae
Exons: 7
Coding region: 794-1822 (342 amino acids)
Source: RefSeq, a predicted model, not a curated record